UACGAUGUGCUGGGCGUGCCGGAGGCCGCGACGCACGACGACCUGCGCAAGGCCUACCGGCGCUUGGCCCUCAAGACCCACCCGGACAAGUGCCGCUCGCCGCGCGCGGCCGAGGCCUUCCUCGUCGUGAGCUCCGCCUACGAGGUCCUCGCCGACGCCGCGGCGCGGCGCGGCUACGAC
Messenger RNA from Aureococcus anophagefferens, 180 nucleotides. RefSeq lists its product as hypothetical. The transcript has a single exon. Gene Ontology annotation, biological process: cellular response to misfolded protein. The record is from RefSeq and is a predicted model, not a curated record. The annotation marks the transcript as partial. Gene Ontology annotation, cellular component: endoplasmic reticulum membrane. NCBI's taxonomy places the organism in Eukaryota, Pelagophyceae, Pelagomonadales, Pelagomonadaceae. Gene Ontology annotation, molecular function: Hsp70 protein binding.